Bursaphelenchus okinawaensis is the source of this 2698-nucleotide messenger RNA. Lineage: Eukaryota; Metazoa; Nematoda; Chromadorea; Rhabditida; Aphelenchoididae. The record is from the annotation of a GenBank genome assembly.
AUGGCGAACAAUGUAAAAUUGGAUCGCCGCUUUGACUGGGUGGGUCCUCCAGACAGCGUCUCUAAAAUACGACCUAUAAAGUAAGUUUUGUAUAUUUUAUAGCGGUUCACGGGUAGCCAAACCUAAAAUUAAACAAUAACAAGAAACUAUGGCCGCCAGUAGAUAGUAAAUGUAACAUACAUUCUUUUAAUAAAAGUUAAAAACAGUCACAUUAUUGUAGAUUGCGACGUGUAGACAAUGAAACACAUUUGGAGCGAGACUACCGUGUAGCCAGAGAAAGCUUGAACCAAUGGAACUCGGACUUUUGGAGACAACAUAACAUCGAAUUCGAGAAAUGCAAAUCCGUUUUUGUUGAAAAGGUAUGGAUAACAUGUCUUUAAAGCAAUUGGAGUAAAAAAAUGAGAAAGUAUUUUAGGUAUAAAAAUAAUAAGUAAAUUUAAGUAUAUCAUUUUUAUAAGGCGCAGUGACAACUCGGGCCGUAACCAACUCGGGCGGCGUCAACCCGGGCCGUAAACCAACUCGGGCGGUACCCAACUCGAGCUGUUGAAAACCCGGGCGGGUCAGUUAUAAAAGUGUCCGUAUAUAAUAUUUUAGUUUAAAAUUAUUUCUACUAUGGUAUUUUACCAUAGUAAGUCUUGGUAUGUACUCAAAGUGCUCCAUAUGGCUUUGAACUUGGGGCUUUUAUGGUUUUUAAGGUAUAGUAAUGUAACAUAAUAGUAAAGUAUGGUACUUUAAAGCUUGUGUACUUCCUCAUUUUACCAUAGUAAGUCUUGGUAUGUCCUAAAAAUGCUCCAUAUGGCUUUGAACUUUGGGGUUUAUGAUUUCCAAAGUAUAGUAAUGUAUUAAAAUAGUAAGAUAUGGUACUGUAAGACCGUAGAAUUAUGUUUUAGUUACUUAUUUUACCAUAGUAAGACUUGGUAUGUUCUUAAAGUAGUUCUUAUGGCUGACCCGAGCAUAUCCUUGACCUACUUAGCCUUGCCCAAGUCUACCCCUUCUUAUUUUAGUCCUACCCGAGGUUACCCCUGACCUUUUAAGACCUACCCAAACGUACCCUUGACUUUUUUACCCCACCCAACUCUACACCUGACGUUUUUGGCCCUAUCCAAGUACACCCCUGACCCUUACCUUACCCAACUUUAACCCUGACCCUUUUAGCCCUAUUCGACCCUACCCCUGACCUUUUUAGCCCUACCCGACCCUACCCCUGACCUUUUUAGCCCUACCCGACCCUACCCCUGACCCUUUUAGCCCUAUUCGACCCUACCCCUGACCUUUUUUAGCCCUACCCGACCCUACCCCUGACCUUUUUAGCCCUAUCCAAGUACACCCCCUGACCCUUUUACCUUACCCAACUUUAACCCUGACCCUUUUAGCCCUAUUCGACCCUACCCCUGACCUUUUUGGCCCUACCUGACCCUACCCUCCACCUUAGUCGGGAGGGCUAAAAAGGUCAGGGAUAGGGUCGAAUAGAGCUAAAAAGGUCAGGGGUAGGGUCGGGUAGGGCUAAAAAGGUCAGGGAUAGGGUCGAAUAGAACUAAAAAGGUCAGGGGUAGGGUCGGGUAGGGCUAAAAAGGUCAGGGAUAGGGUCGAAUAGGGCUAAAAAGGUCAGGGGUAGGGCCGAAUAGGGCUAAAAGGGUCAGGGUUAAAGUUGGGUAAGGUAAGGGUCAGGGGUGUACUUGAAUAGGGCCAAAAACGUCAGGUGUAGAGUUGGGUGGGGUAAAAAAGUCAAGGGUACGUUUGGGUAGGUCUUAAAAGGUCAGGGGUAAGCUCGGGUAGGACUAAAAUAAGAAGGGAUAGACUUGGGCAAGGCUAAGUAGGUCAAGGAUAUGCUCGGGUCAGCCAUAAGAACUACUUUAAGAACAUACCAAGUCUUACUAUGGUAAAAUAAGUAACUAAAACAUAAUUCUACGGUCUUACAGUACCAUAUCUUACUAUUUUAAUACAUUACUAUACUUUGAAAAUCAUAAACCCCAAAGUUCAAAGCCAUAUGGAGCAUUUUUAGGACAUACCAAGACUUACUAUGGUAAAAUGAGGAAGUACACAAGCUUUAAAGUACCAUACUUUAUUAUUAUGUUACGUUACUAUACCUUAAAAACCAUAAAAGCCCCAAGUUCAAAGCCAUAUGAAGCACUUUGAGUACAUACCAAGACUUACUAUGGUAAAAUACCAUAGUAGAAAUAAUUUUAAACUAAAAUAUUAUAUACGGACACUUUUAUAACUGACCCGCCAGGGUUUUCAACAGCCCGAGUUGGGUACCGCCCAAGUUGGUUACAGCCCGAGUUGUCCGGUUCCCUUUUAUAACAUAUUUUUCACAUUUUUAAUAAAGAAUCUCAUGAUUAACAUCAUGAUUUAACUCAUUUAAUUUUAAAAUUUUUAGAAAAAAGCCGAGCUUGGCAAAUUGGCCACGAUAACACCAGAAGAGAUGUCAACUUUCUACAGAGACUUUCUGAACCAGCGACGAAAGGAAUUGGCGACGUAUAACAGGUAACUAUUACCUUUUACAGAAAGUCUGACAACUUAAAACAAUAUUUACUCGACUCCAUUAUGUGUGACAAACCUAAACCAACUAAAAUAUGAUGAAUAACAUACCUAAUAUUGAUAUGAAUUUAGUGAAUGGUACCGUCGCAACUUUUGUCUCAUCUACCCAGCACUCAAAGUCAAUCUGAUCCGCGUGCGACGGUUUUUACUGCGCCGGUGA